AUGGCUGCAAUGCUAGAAUUCCGAACCCAAGGGUACAAUCCCUACGCCGUCAAGUAUUCUCCAUACUACGACUCGCGAAUUGCUGUUGCGACAUCCGCCAACUUUGGCAUUGUAGGCAAUGGCCGUGUAUUUGCUCUCGCCCUGACGGCGCAGGGAGUCCAAGUUGAGAAAACGUUCGAUACGAACGAUGCGCUCUACGACUUGGCCUGGUCCGAGAUCAACGAGAACCAGUUGAUUGCCGCUUGUGGUGAUGGGUCGCUGAAACUGUUCGACUUGGGUGUGGAUGACUUUCCAGUUAUGAACUUUCACGAACAUAAGAGGGAAACCUUCUCUGUCUGCUGGAAUCCAAUAACUAAAGAUAGCUUCAUCUCCAGCUCCUGGGACGGCACAGUCAAGAUUUGGUCACCGACACGAAACCAUUCGAUAAAGACGCUGCCUAUCGGAACUUGCACUUACAGUACAUCUUUCUGCCCCUCCAACCCCGCCUUGAUAUCCGCAGUUUCUUCCGACUCUCACCUCCGCAUCUUCGAUCUUCGCACGCCGUCAUCAGCGAAGUACCACCUCACAGCAACGAUACCCGUCCAUGCCUCAGGGCCGCAAUCGUCCCCUGGCGCCUCUGCGCCCGCCGAGAUUCUGACGCACGAUUGGAACAAGUACAAAGAUACUGUUAUAGCGACAGGUGGCGUAGACAGAGUUUUACGGACCUUUGAUAUACGAAACCCUUCCGGCGGGCCGGUGUCUGUCAUGCAGGGUCAUGAGUAUGCCGUCCGACGACUUUCGUGGAGUCCGCAUUCGAGCGACACUCUCAUCAGUGCUAGUUACGACAUGACAGUUCGUUUAUGGAACGAUGGUUCGAAUCAGCCUCAGGGUCCAGCAAUGGGACCUUCAAUAGGCAAUCAGGUGGGAAUCAUGAAUCGCCACACCGAGUUCGUCACGGGAGUCGAUUGGUGUCUCUUUGGCAUGGGUGGUUGGGUGGCUUCUGUAGGAUGGGAUGAGAGAGUGUUAUUAUGGGAUGCUAAUAUGCUAACGGGCCAGCGAAUACCAUGA
Messenger RNA from Fusarium sp. VM40, 1047 nucleotides. Lineage: Eukaryota; Fungi; Ascomycota; Sordariomycetes; Hypocreales; Nectriaceae. The record is from the annotation of a GenBank genome assembly.